AUGAUGGUCCGACAUUCUCAUUCAAUGAUUGUACUAUUAUCACAAGUGCUGUUAGGCUGUCUAUUAGCUUCCGUUGCUAAUUGCGAGCUCUUUGAUUUUUUUGACGGUGGCGUGGAUCGUACCGACACUAUAGACACCGCACAGCAAUCUUCUUAUUAUAAUCCACAAGAAGCUGGUGGUGGUGGUGGUGGUGGUGGUGGUGGUGAUGACGAAGAAAUGAUCAAAAUCAUGGUUGGCUUUCGAGACAAAGGAGACGGAAACAAUUACAAACGGAAUCAACGAAUGCAAAGUCGAGAUGGGAGUUCCAAGUCCAAGAUUACCUACGAAUUCCAGAAUACCAAUGGGAUGGCCAUGGAAGUGACGAGAGCAGAGUUUGAACAAAUGAAACAAGAUCCUGCCUUUAGUACGGUCGAAGAAGACGUGGAAGUUCGAGUAGCGACUCCCGCGACUCCUACUGCCAACAACAACACCAUGGAAGCUCACGAACGAUGGCUGGCCGAAGCAAGGUCCUAUGGACUCGCAAUGACUCAAGCCGAUCAAGCCAUUCCAGUCCCACCUUCGGAAUGGUCCCAAUGCGUUGCUUACAUGUGCAUUGUCGAUUCAGGAGUCUAUGUCAAUCACAAUGAUAUUCCGUACAAUCGCAACGAUGGAUAUACGGAUGGGUCAGCCUUUGGUCAAGCUGCGGGGGAUCAAUGGUGGAACCCCAUCAAGACGCCGCAUGGUACAAAUGUAGCAGGAAUCAUGUUUGCAACCGGGGGCAAUGAUGCGGGAAUGGUGGGAGUCAUUCCACAACAUCCCUCGCAAUCCAAAGUGUGUCUGCGAGUCGCCAAGGUAUUUCCGAAUGGACAGGAAGUCACUUCGGUAUCUGCCAUUCUACAAGCCGUCGAAUGGUGCGCUUCUGUAACCGCGCGGAACAACAAGCCCAUGGUGAUCAAUCUUUCCUUGGCCACGGAUAUCAAAACCAGUACAGAAGAGCGAGUCUAUCAACGAGUUUACGACCAGGGUGUGCUAAUAGUAGGGGCUGCCGGCAAUUUGGGAAAUGCCAAAGUCUCCUACCCGGCCAGUCAUCGCUCGGUAAUGUCCGUGGGCAGUGUCAGUUCCAACAAGCAACGGUCUUCCUUUUCGCAAUACAACGACUUUUUGGAAAUUGUUGGACCUGGAACCGACAUUCUAGCGACCAAUGCGGAUGGAUCGAGCAUUGGUACCCUAUCGGGAACUUCCUUUGCGGCUCCCUAUGUGGCAGCGAUUGCCGCCAGGAUUUGGGCGAGGAAUCCUCAUUGCAGCAACGAACAAGUUCGAUCCUCUCUACGAGAUAGUGCUAUCCGACUAGGAAAUGGAGUGCCCAAUCAAGAGUAUGGUUACGGACUAGUCCAAGCCGUCGCUGCCUACAAUAAUUUGGUCAACAAGAAUUGCAACAAGCCCACACCCGCUCCAACACCUUACCCGACCACGCCACCCACUCCACCUCCAACUCCCGGGCCUACACUAUCUCCAUCCAAAAUGCCCACCAAUGUUCCUUCGAUGGAACCAACUGCGGCACCCAGUAUAGAACCGACGGAAACCUGUCAACAACGAUUGUUUUCGUGCGAACGCGACGAAGAUUGUUGUCGGGGAUUGGUCUGUGCCAUUGAUUCCCUCGAGACGACUGAAAAUUGGGUUUGUAGGGCAAGUACAGAUUCGGGAAUGCGGAACAAGCCAAGAUUGAGUCAAAUGGACAAUAGCCAAUGUCGGGGUGGAUUUGCCGGUGGUUGUUCUAAAUAUGAUUCCUGGUAG
Cylindrotheca closterium is the source of this 1773-nucleotide messenger RNA. Lineage: Eukaryota; Bacillariophyta; Bacillariophyceae; Bacillariales; Bacillariaceae. The record is from the annotation of a GenBank genome assembly.